UAGCAUUAACAUCUUCUCCAUCUCGCAACCUCCUUUGCUGCUAAAAAUCCCCAUGUCGAACGCUAGCUUUCUGGAGUUUCAGUACAAGCUCUCAAAGAACAAGUUCCUCCGAAAGCCUUCUCGGAUGCUCUCCUCGCGCAGCAGGCAGAACUCAAGCAGCAGCAUACCAAUAAUGUUGCAGCCGAGUGUGAAGGAGAUGAGACAAGUAUUCAACAAAUUCGAUUCGAAUGGAGAUGGCAAGAUCUCUCAGCAGGAGUACAAGGCCAUGCUGAGGGCUCUAGGGCAGGAGUUCAUGAUUCCGGAUGUGCCCAAGAUCUUCAAAGUAGCCGACCUGGAUGGAGAUGGGUUUAUCGAUUUCAACGAGUUUGCGGAAGCUCAGAGAAAGGAAGGAGGCGUUCGCACGAUGGAUUUGCAGAGCGCUUUCAGGACGUUUGACGCGAAUGGGGAUGGGAGGAUAAGCGCGGAGGAAGUCCUGGGAGUCCUGAGGCAGCUUGGCGACCGGUGCAACCUCGAGGAUUGUAGGAGGAUGGUUAGGGCAGUCGAUAGCGAUGGGGAUGGGCUGGUUAACAUAGAUGAGUUCACCACCAUGAUGACUCGAACCCUCGUGCAUAAUAACUAAAUGUGGCUGGGUGUUCAGUGUUGUGUGAAGAGAUCUUUGCUUAAUGUCCUUCUAAAAUCUGAACCUUUUCUUCUAUAUCGGUUGUUUCUUUUAUCUUCAGUAGAUGUCUCAUGUACAGAUUCAUAAAUAAACGUGUGCAUUCUCG
Molecule: messenger RNA, 764 nt
Organism: Linum trigynum
Lineage: Eukaryota; Viridiplantae; Streptophyta; Magnoliopsida; Malpighiales; Linaceae
Source: the annotation of a GenBank genome assembly